Messenger RNA from Rotaria sp. Silwood2, 517 nucleotides. The record is from the annotation of a GenBank genome assembly. NCBI's taxonomy places the organism in Eukaryota, Metazoa, Rotifera, Eurotatoria, Philodinida, Philodinidae.
UCCUUCUUUAUCCACCUACCUCGAAUUGUGCAAUAACCAUGAAAACAUGAAAUGUCCUUGUACUCAAAUCUCUGCUAAUUAUCAAGGGUUCGUUCAACUUUCAUCCAUUUUUCAUCAAGUCUGUGCGAGUGAUUUGAUAUCACCCGAAUGGAUUAAAUUUCUUUUUGACAACAAUAAGACAAUAGUACGUUAUGCAGCAGAUUUUCGUGCCACCGCUAGUAUUCAAUUUCAAGCUUUACAAUGACUAUGUCAAUUGUCUUUUACAGUGGUUCAAGAUAGUAUUGAAGGAUUUUAUACCAAUGAACUCAUCUCCGGUGAACUAUUAAGCGAGAAUCUCUUCAAAGCUCAAUUAAAAGCAGAUAUCGCGAGAUUUCAAAUGUCAACUAUUUCAGACUUUAGGCGUGCUUUAACAUUUAUGCGCUCGUUUACAUUUAGUAAUGCACUUAUUCCUGCUAUCGAAACUGCUUACACUUUCCUCGUCUACGUUGAUGAUUCAGGUGCUGUAUAUCCAUGGUAA